This is a messenger RNA of Funneliformis geosporum, 210 nucleotides long. Lineage: Eukaryota; Fungi; Glomeromycota; Glomeromycetes; Glomerales; Glomeraceae. The record is from the annotation of a GenBank genome assembly.
AUGAUUAUAAGACGGUUAAAAAUAAAAAUUCGAACGUGUAAAUUUUCCGGUGGAAAUUAUGUUGAUAGACGAAGUUUGUCCAGCUAUACUAGGUCAAGUGUUGGAUUGAAAGACGAAUGGAUCAUAGAACUUGGAUUUAAGGAUAUGAAAGAAAUGUUUGAUUCAGCAAUUUGUGAGAUUACUAGACUAAUAGUCAAUAUACUUAAUUAG